AUGGAAACCACGACGGAAAAUGACGGGGAUGAUACUUUGUAUGGUCAUGUGUAUGUCAUCAAGCUCAACCACUCUGGGCAUAUGGAAUUCCAUUGCAAGGUGUGUCAGAAGGAAAUGUCAAAUGAGAAAUGUGUUUUGGACCAUUCUCUGUCUGAUGCUCAUCAAAAGAAAUUGAACAAAGUGCCUGUAGCAGGGAUGGAGGGUAUUUUCCAAGCUCAGACCUACAGUUAUCCCCCAGAUACACUUCAGUACAAACUUCUACAUAAUAUCAUACCGGUUAAUGCAUUCAGGCGUACCAGUUGCAAAAAAAAAAAAAAAAUCUGUCCUUUCAAGUGCUGCCCAACUCCAAGGAGCCACAAGGACUUCAGAUGGUGGAGGAAUAUCUUAGAAGCCCCAGAGAUGAACCAUACUACAGGUGCAACCUGUGUUUAGCCCAUGGAAAGAUUCAUGGUGUUUUUAACCACAUCGUCGGUAAGAAGCACACUGAAAAGUAUAUU
Messenger RNA from Macrobrachium nipponense, 497 nucleotides. RefSeq lists its product as uncharacterized. The transcript has 6 exons. Bases 1 to 432 code for a protein of 143 amino acids. The record is from RefSeq and is a predicted model, not a curated record. NCBI's taxonomy places the organism in Eukaryota, Metazoa, Arthropoda, Malacostraca, Decapoda, Palaemonidae.